Messenger RNA from Daucus carota subsp. sativus, 1593 nucleotides. RefSeq lists its product as uncharacterized. Bases 1 to 1173 code for a protein of 390 amino acids. Gene Ontology annotation, biological process: RNA processing. NCBI's taxonomy places the organism in Eukaryota, Viridiplantae, Streptophyta, Magnoliopsida, Apiales, Apiaceae. The record is from RefSeq and is a predicted model, not a curated record. The transcript is spliced from 3 exons. Gene Ontology annotation, molecular function: RNA nuclease activity; RNA binding; protein binding.
AUGCAAGAAGAUGCUCUGUAUUCAGCUGCCAUUGCCGGAGAUACUGAUGCCAUAGCUGCAUUGGAGAUGCAUGCUGAUAAACUGAACAUAUUCGAAAAAACAAUCCUUCACACACAGUCCCAAGAUAGAAAUACAGAACACGUGCGAAUUAUAUUGAGGGAGUUUGCAGACAAAAACCUUCUCGUCAAGCUUAACGAAGAUAAAAAGACUGCACUUCACUUCGCUUCGUCUCAAGGACACACAGAACUGGCUGAGAUCCUCAUUAAUGCUGCUAGACAUUUGCUGCCUACUGAUCAUGAUGAUGCAGUUACUUCAUUUCAAGCUUUUCUUAGGCAAGCUGAUAAUAAGAUGCAGACUGCCUUACAUGAAGCAGUUAAGAAGGGUAAUGUGGCCCUUUUUAAGCUAUUAGUAGAGGCCGAUCCAAGUGAUACACAUACACGGAACAAUGGAGGUGAAACGCCAAUCUACAUUGCUGCGGAAAGUGGGUACUGUGAUAUAGUGAAGAUGAUCUGUACAACUCGCACUGCUCCACUUGAUUUGGAUGGUCCUGGUGGUAGUACCACUGUUUUACAUAUUCUUAUCAACAAUGCCGACCCAGAAAAAGAAGAAGACGGAGAAAUGAUUAGACAAAUCACCGAAGCUGUUAUAAAUAAUCACCGGGAUGAGGAGUUUAAGAACUUGAUCCAGUUCUUCGAUAGAACUGACGAGAAAAGAUCCAUCAUUUUAGAAUUGGCUGUAGAGAAAAAUUAUUUGGACACGGUUCAAUUGAUAUUAGCAGAGCUGGAUGCACAGCUUGAUGAGGAGACAAAUAACAGUCGUAAAUUUAUAUUCGCAGAAUGGGAGCCCACCAAACGAAUGUGUUCUAAUUUGAUGAGUAUCAAGCCUUUAAUUUACAAAGUCAUGGAUAAAGAAUACACUGACAUGUUCAACUUACUCACUCUUACAUAUCAAAGAUAUGAUAGAAAGGCUGAACAAAUUUGCGUUACAAGAUCAUUGUAUGCACCUGCUACCGCCGAUAUAUUCAAAAUGCCCCGAUUGAUUCAUGCUAUUAGCAGCCGCCAACAAGAAUCCGUCAUCAGCAUGUUAAAGGAGUAUUACGCCGACACCAUUGUAACAUUUGCUGACAAUCUAGGAUGGACUGCCAUCAUGCAGCAUAUCAUGAAUUUGAUAUGAUAAUUCAUCCUAUAAUAGAAGUACAAAAAAAAUUCAAAUAUCCAUUUGUGUACCAAGAUAUGUUAUCAACACUUUUUCAUAUAGCUGCAGAAAAAGGAUAUGCUUCCACAAUAAUAUGUCUUAUGCAAUCAUGGCCAACUCGGUCAUCAGCAUAUACUGUUGUUGACAAAAAUGAACAAAAUAUAUUGCAUUUAGCUGCAUUGCAAAGUAAAACAGAGAUGGUACAAGGCAUUUUAAAAUAUUGUUCACAAGAGUUCAAGAAAGAAUUUGUGAAUAAGCAGGAUAACAAUGGUGAUACACCACUCCACAUUCUUAUCAAACGUGGUUGCUUCAUUCCCGAACUCUUGAGAUAUGAAGGGCUUGAUAUAACGGUAGAAAACAAGAAAAGAUGGACUCCUCUUGAUAUGUUGUAUUUUGAUG